Mangifera indica (mango) is the source of this 669-nucleotide messenger RNA. RefSeq lists its product as uncharacterized. The transcript is spliced from 2 exons. Bases 16 to 513 code for a protein of 165 amino acids. The record is from RefSeq and is a predicted model, not a curated record. NCBI's taxonomy places the organism in Eukaryota, Viridiplantae, Streptophyta, Magnoliopsida, Sapindales, Anacardiaceae.
CACAAAGCGAUAAGAAUGACGGAGAACCCUGGAUGGUUAGCUCAACAGGUUAAAAGGCUCCAUAUCUGGAAUCUUUUAGAGAUGCAAAUGGAUAUUCAAGCUCGAAUUGGAAUUAUAACAUCCCACUUCUUCUGCUCUAAAUCAAAUAAGCCACCCUCUUCUUCCAAUUCUCGCUGGCCAUUGAGACCCGCGUGCUCUGCAAAAAAUUCCCAAGUACCCCAACAAAAUGGGGAUAACAAUAAAGGUGAUAAAUUCUCAACAGAUUGGGAUAAGGCAUGGACAAGCUUCAGGAAGCAAGGGAAAAAAACCCUCUUUUCACAGUUUAAUCCAAACAAGUAUGUGAGCUGGAAUCCACCACCUUCAAACUACCCACUGUCUGAGGAGGUUGAUCCCAUCAAGAGAACUGAAAAGUCAAACCUGAUGUUUUGGACUAGUCCAAGAUUUUAUCUGGUUGGGGCCAUUAUAGUAGUCACAUUUCUUCUUCUCUAUACAAUUCUUGCUCCAGUCAAGUAAUCUAACUUUAUUUUAUUUCACUCAUAGAAAAUAGACCUUGUCGUGUUUUGAUCAUUAUGAAGAAAUGGACAUAGGGGAAGGAGUUGUGAAUUGUAAGUAAAUGCAACUAUUUGUUUUUCUCUUUCUCCAAUUGAGCAUAACCAAUAUUUAAGAGCA